This is a messenger RNA of Phaeodactylum tricornutum CCAP 1055/1, 879 nucleotides long. RefSeq lists its product with no specific name. The coding region runs from base 1 to 879 and encodes 292 amino acids. The record is from RefSeq and is a predicted model, not a curated record. Lineage: Eukaryota; Bacillariophyta; Bacillariophyceae; Surirellales; Neidiaceae. The transcript has a single exon.
AUGACUACCAUGACGAGUACCAUGCCCUCGACACGGAAUGCACUCCGUGUGGACACGCGAGGGCCGACGUCACGGAAACCACUCCCAAAGGUACAACCGACGGCGCCAAUCCGAAACUCGAGCGGCGGUAGGAAGAGCAUCGACCGUACCAGUCAACACGCAAACAAAGUUACCAGCCAGACACAGAUGUCGUCGUCGGCACAGACAAAGCAGGAAGAGAUGGACUCUACAUUGGCGCAACUCAAAGCAACCUUGUCUCGCUUCACCCGCUCCAACAACCGCAAACUCGUUCUGCAAACACUCCACAAUUAUCGGUACCUCAAAUGCAUCCCUCUCGAGAGCUUGCCGGUCGCCCCUUCGUCGCAAGCUGCCUGGCAAGAACUGGAAACACAGGUGUGCGCUCGGCCAUUGAUUCUCAAUCAGCUACAACUCGCACCGACCAACGAACUUACCACCACCCUCUACAGCCUCUGUGAGAAACUCUGUACGGAUCUCCCCAUUACAGCCGCUUCCGUCUGUUCUUCGAUUAUUGUCAAAAUCAACCAGGACAGUGCUGCCACGGAUGUCUACUUCCAGCUCAACGCGAUUCUCGGAUCACAAGAGUUGAUUCUCCAGCAACCGCCUUCGUUGGCACACACGAACAAUACGAAAGUAACCGGCAACGCUCCCAAACAAACACCCACACAACUGGACUUGUACAAGGCCGACGGAGUCCUGCAUGGACGCCUCACCCACCGACUAGCCGUGGGAGUCUUUCGCAAGUCGGAUCUCUCGAACAGUAAGCCCUGGUUUUGGCUCACGGCAACCGUGAUGGAACGCUUCAACGUGUCCACCGGAACCUCUUGCCGGCAAGUGUUCGUACACGUACCCGCCUUUUAA